Molecule: messenger RNA, 1067 nt
Organism: Solanum pennellii
Lineage: Eukaryota; Viridiplantae; Streptophyta; Magnoliopsida; Solanales; Solanaceae
Product: acyl-CoA--sterol O-acyltransferase 1-like
Exons: 1
Coding region: 23-988 (321 amino acids)
Biological process (GO): lipid metabolic process
Source: RefSeq, a predicted model, not a curated record
AUUUUAUUUUAAACCCAAAAAAAUGGAACAAUACAAGAUUAUGAUCAUCAAAUUCUUGGAAAAUCCUUUCCUUAUAUUUUUCCUUCUACUUUUAUCAUUAAAUUAUUCUUAUUUCUUAAUUCCAAAAUUCCCAAAAGGCAUUCCAAGAAUUAUUUUAAUUUCACCAAUUUUUUACAUUUUGUAUUUUUUGCCUUGGUGUUUCUCAUUUGCAUUUCUUAGAGGCAUUUUGUCUUUUUUCAUUACAUGGAUUACUUCUUUCAAACUCAUUCUCUUUUGUUUCAACAAAGGCCCUCUUUCCCUUUGCAAAAAUCCUAUUGACUUUAUACUCAUUUCCAUUUUACCACUCAAAAUUUCGAUUUUCGAUGAAAAGUCUGUCAGAAAUACAUCCGACAAGUUAAUUUAUGACCAAAAAAUCGUGGAUCGAAAAUAUGAGAUUUCUGACAAAACUUCCAUCAAAAAUGAUUCUAACGAGUCAAUUUCUGACCUAAAAGAUGUUAGUCAGAAAUAUGAGAUUUUCGAUAUAAGUAUUUGCAAAAGGUAUGACAUGGAGGAGAUUUUUAAGCAACCGUAUUUAGCUACAUCUUUUCGAGAUUUCUGGGGAAAGAGAUGGAACCGAUACUCAUCGAAAAUGUUGAGAUUAACAAUAUAUGAUCCAACAAAUGAAGCUUUGAAGAAUUUGGGUAAAAAUACAUCAAAUUUAUUAGCAAUUGUGUGUACAUUUGUGGUUUCAGCUAUAAUGCAUGAACUAAUGUUUUAUUAUAUUACAUGUGGUUUAUGUUUGAAACCAACAUGUGAAGUAAUGUGGUUUUUUGUGUUACAAGGAAUUUGCAUAUCUUUUGAAAAGUUUUUUUAUGCAAAAAAUUGGGCAAUUAUGGAUGCAAGAAUUUCAAUAUUAUUAAAACGUAUUUUUAUUGUUUUUUCAUUUUAUUUUUUAUUAGUUUUACCAGUAGUGAGGGAAGGAAAAAAUACAUGUGAAGUCACCAAAUAAUAAUUGGGACUUGGUAUUGUAAUUGUGUUUUUAUUUCGAAAAUAUUUUAUGAAUGGAAUUUUUAUUUUUUUUUGUGUCA